AUGCCUUCUCUUGAGCGUUUCACUUUGGGGCUGCAUGUGAUGACAGAUGCAGCAGCAGAAACCCAGCAGCAGCAAGAGCAGCGGCAGCAGCAGCGGGUAGAGCUAGCUGCUGCGCUGCAUAAUAUCACCAUCAACACCAACAACAAUAGCAGCAGCAACAGCAGCAGGGUUGUGACAGAUUUAGGUGGGGGGUGGAGGUAUGAAGAGGGGGCAUCCCCCUUGGGGGCCCCCUUUUGUAAUAUACUCGCGCAGCCCAAUAUGCAGGAGGCGGAAGAAGAAGAAGAAGAAGAAGAGGGGGGGGAGGACGAAGAGGAGGAGAGAGAAGAGCAGCGAGCAGAGCAGCAGCAGCAGCAGCAGCAGUAG
Eimeria mitis is the source of this 363-nucleotide messenger RNA. RefSeq lists its product as uncharacterized. The coding region runs from base 1 to 363 and encodes 120 amino acids. Lineage: Eukaryota; Apicomplexa; Conoidasida; Eucoccidiorida; Eimeriidae. The record is from RefSeq and is a predicted model, not a curated record. The transcript is spliced from 2 exons.